CCUCUUUGAAACUAUCCCGACCAGUACCUCCCAUCCACCGCCAUCAGAACCCCUUCCUUCGCAAGUGCCACAGCUCCUCUUCAACCCUCCAAGCGAACCAAUAAUCCCCACCUCAAACUUCUGCACCUUCGCCGACCAUGGCCGGUUUGAAAACCAUCAUCGCACUGUCCUUUGUUCUAGCGAUAGGCUUCCUCCUCGUCAUCCUUUCCUCGGCUCUCUACGCAAAUUACUACCCUCUCUUGGUCGUCGCAACAUAUAUUCUGGCGCCACUCCCAAACGCUGUCUGUGCACGAUGCUCCAGCCCUGAUGAUUUUAUCGAUGGGUCCGGAAACGGAGUGCUCGACUUUGGCAGGUUCCUUACGGGUUUCUUCGUUGUUAUGGGAAUUGCUCUUCCGGCUUUAUUGGCACACUCUGGUAUCAUCGUUGUGCCUGCUAUGGUUAUGUCGAUUAUUGGUGGUCUCUUGAUAUAUGGCACUAUUAUUUCUUUCACGAUGUUUUUCCAGGAGGAGUCAGAUUUUUAGGUGUGGUCAGAAACUGCCGUAUAAUGGCAGAGUUUUGUCGAGGCCGUGCAGAUUGCAGGGAGGAAGGGAUGUCAGGCGAAGGAGAGCCAUAAAACAAGUGUCCAGAUGGACAAAUGAACAAAUGGAUGGAUGGAUGAAUGAAUGCGAGUGUACUAUAUGCAGGGAAAUCACACGGACGGGUUCGGAUAUGGUUUGGGCUUUUCAGUUGCUGGCAGUUAUUUAGCGGUGUAUAUCGUUUGACCUUUUGUUUCUUCUUUCCUUUGGUUUCCUUUUUGGUUACGGUACUUUACUCGAGUACCAUAGGGGAGUCGGUGGGAGUUCGGCUUGCUUGCUUUCAUAGUGAUCGGAGGCUGCCGCGCGAUAUCAGUAGUCUUGCGUACCAGUAUUUAUCUGUGGAAUAGUACGGUUUUUUCUCACGCG
Messenger RNA from Tuber melanosporum (Perigord truffle), 941 nucleotides. RefSeq lists its product as uncharacterized. The record is from RefSeq and is a predicted model, not a curated record. NCBI's taxonomy places the organism in Eukaryota, Fungi, Ascomycota, Pezizomycetes, Pezizales, Tuberaceae. Gene Ontology annotation, biological process: late endosome to vacuole transport via multivesicular body sorting pathway. Gene Ontology annotation, cellular component: endosome; Vps55/Vps68 complex. The transcript has 3 exons. Bases 138 to 521 code for a protein of 127 amino acids.